AUGUUGAGGAUGAAGAGCAGACGACAUGUUUUCGUGUUUGUCGGUGUCAUGGUACUAUUACUGGGCAUCCAGACACUAUUUCUAAUAUCCAUGCUGGAUGGGGUCGCCAUUUUUCAAGUGGACAAGUCGUCUGCACUGGACCACACACGAAAUGAUGAUAGUGAUAUGACACAAAGCCAUGCCAGAACGUCUUCAAAAUCCACAGCCCUAUCAACAACUAGAAACAUACCAUACUCUGCUUCUAGCUGGAUACCAACCACAAAUGUCCUACAGACGACUCUUAACUCGACAAAGCAGUUGAUGCUGGCCAAGAUGUUGAGGAACCUGCUGAAGAUGACGCGACCCGCUGACGACACGUACAGUUUUAACGUCAGCCUCAGUGACCGGACACCGAUGGACAGACCCAUCGACGAUCUGCGACCACCCGGAUGUAGUGAUGUCACAUACAACCUGACCGUAGUCAUACCGUUCUUCAACGAGGCUCUGUCCACCCUCCUCCGAACAAUCCACAGCCUGCUGGCGCGAUCCCCUCCGCAACUCCUCCGGGAGAUCAUCCUGGUAGACGACAAGAGCACGCAUGCGUACUUGGGACAAGGUUUCGAAGACUACCUCCGGUUUCUGGACAAUCGAGUGGUGCUCAUAAGAAAUCAUAAGCGUGAGGGUCUAAUAAGAUCGAGGCUCAAGGGAGCGGAAAGGGCAAAGAGCGAGGUUCUCGUUUUCCUGGAUGCUCAUACGGAACACAACGUGGGCUGGCUGGAACCGCUUCUGACCGAAAUAAACCGGUUUUCAAACAUAGUUGUCCAGCCACACAUAGUUGAUAUUGGUCAGUUUGACCUCCAAUAUAAGUCUGUCACAACGGAGAGGUUUCGAGGUGGCUUUGGAUGGGAUUUGAGAUAUGCCUGGUUUUUUCUUCCAAAAUACCUGACCCAGACUUUGUCGUCCCCCACAGAUCCUUAUCCAACUCCGGUUUUGGUGGGUUGUGCCAUGGCUGUGAGGAAGUCCUACUUCAAUUCUAUUGGUGCUUUUGAUGAGCAUCUGGAGAUUUGGGGCGGGGAACAUUUGGACCUCUCCUUCAGAACUUGGAUGUGUGGAGGUCGCAUCGUCACGGUGGCCUGCUCUCGCGUGGGUCAUCUGUUUAAAACUAACUCACGGUGGCCUGCUCUCGCGUGGGUCAUCUGUUUAAAACUAACUCGUACAGCUUCGAAGGCGACCGUCAAAUCAUCAUCAGUAAAAAUCUCAGAAGAGUAG
Messenger RNA from Gigantopelta aegis, 1248 nucleotides. RefSeq names its product polypeptide N-acetylgalactosaminyltransferase 10-like. The transcript has 3 exons. Gene Ontology annotation, cellular component: Golgi apparatus. The record is from RefSeq and is a predicted model, not a curated record. Lineage: Eukaryota; Metazoa; Mollusca; Gastropoda; Neomphalida; Peltospiridae. The coding region runs from base 1 to 1248 and encodes 415 amino acids.